This is a messenger RNA of Nomascus leucogenys (northern white-cheeked gibbon), 13872 nucleotides long. NCBI's taxonomy places the organism in Eukaryota, Metazoa, Chordata, Mammalia, Primates, Hylobatidae. The record is from RefSeq and is a predicted model, not a curated record.
UUCUGACGCUCCCCUCCUCCCCUCCUGCUCUCCCUCUCCGGCUGCCGCGCGGUUGACUUGCACAGCCUGCCCCCGCCCGCUUCCCUUCCCCCGGCUCUGAUCCUCACCAACUGGAAUCUGGGCUCCUGCCUCUCCACCCCCCACCUCUUUUUGAGAAAGGAAGGUUCCCCCCACCCCCUUUCAAAAACCACUUCCUCCGGCUUCUUCACCUCUAGGAAAUCUCGGGGCUUCGCUCUAUCGAGAGUGCUCGUCAAGGGUGAUUCUUGAUCACCACUAUCCAGAAGUGCUGGCGUCUGAAUGCAUAUCCUUUUGCCUUGCAAAAAAGAGUCGUGAACUUCAAAACCCCCGAGACGGAUCAUUAAUCCUGCUUUGCAGGAAAGGAAAACCCUCCAUUCCCAGCCACCGGCCACCCCUCUCCGCAGACUGCAACCGCGGAGGCGCUCGGAGCCGGAAGGGGACGCUUUGGGAAUGACCAUGCUCCACCGAGGGACGGAGCCGGCCCCCAGCUUCUCCACACAGAGCCUCCUCCACUAACGCUCCAAAAACCAAAAACCGUAAUUGCCAGAAGAAGCGUUAAAAAUCUAUUCCAGCCACUAACCUCACAUGCACACGGAAUAAUUACUCUGGAUUCUGCAUUGUGAGCUGCUCUCCAUACCCUGAAUUACCUUUGAAUUAAAUCUUUUUUUUUUGAAUUUGCAUCUCUUCAAGACACAAGAUUAAAACAAAAUUUACGCUAAAUUGGAUUUUAAAUUAUCUUCCGUUCAUUUAUCCUUCGUCUUUCUUAUGUGGAUAUGCAAGCGAGAAGAAGGGACUGGACAUUCCCAACAUGCUCACUCCCUUAAUCUGUCCGUCUAGAGGUUUGGCUUCUACAAACCAAGGGAGUCGACGAGUUGAAGAUGAAGCCCAGAGCGGAGUGCUGUUCUCCCAAGUUCUGGCUGGUGUUGGCCGUCCUGGCCGUGUCAGGCAGCAGAGCUCGUUCUCAGAAGAGCCCCCCCAGCAUUGGCAUUGCUGUCAUCCUCGUGGGCACUUCCGACGAGGUGGCCAUCAAGGAUGCCCACGAGAAAGAUGAUUUCCACCAUCUCUCUGUGGUGCCCCGGGUGGAACUGGUAGCCAUGAAUGAGACCGACCCAAAGAGCAUCAUCACCCGCAUCUGUGAUCUCAUGUCUGACCGGAAGAUCCAGGGCGUGGUGUUUGCUGAUGACACAGAUCAGGAAGCCAUCGCCCAGAUCCUCGAUUUCAUUUCAGCACAGACUCUCACCCCCAUCCUGGGCAUCCACGGGGGCUCCUCUAUGAUAAUGGCAGAUAAGGAUGAAUCCUCCAUGUUCUUCCAGUUCGGCCCAUCAAUUGAACAGCAAGCUUCCGUAAUGCUCAACAUCAUGGAAGAAUAUGACUGGUACAUCUUUUCUAUUGUCACCACCUAUUUCCCUGGCUACCAGGACUUUGUAAACAAGAUCCGCAGCACCAUUGAGAAUAGCUUUGUGGGCUGGGAGCUAGAGGAAGUCCUCCUACUGGACAUGUCCCUGGACGAUGGAGAUUCUAAGAUCCAGAAUCAGCUCAAGAAACUUCAAAGCCCCAUCAUUCUUCUUUACUGUACCAAGGAAGAAGCCACCUAUAUCUUUGAAGUGGCCAACUCAGUAGGGCUGACUGGCUAUGGCUACACGUGGAUCGUGCCCAGUCUGGUGGCAGGGGAUACAGACACAGUGCCUGCGGAGUUCCCCACUGGGCUCAUCUCUGUAUCAUAUGAUGAAUGGGACUAUGGCCUCCCCGCCAGAGUGAGAGAUGGAAUUGCCAUAAUCACCACUGCUGCUUCUGACAUGCUGUCCGAGCACAGCUUCAUCCCUGAGCCCAAAAGCAGUUGUUACAACACCCAUGAGAAGAGAAUCUACCAGUCCAAUAUGCUAAAUAGGUAUCUGAUCAACGUCACUUUUGAGGGGAGGAAUUUGUCCUUCAGUGAAGAUGGUUACCAGAUGCACCCGAAACUGGUGAUAAUUCUUCUGAACAAGGAGAGGAAGUGGGAAAGGGUGGGGAAGUGGAAAGACAAGUCCCUGCAGAUGAAGUACUAUGUGUGGCCCCGAAUGUGUCCAGAGACUGAAGAGCAGGAGGAUGACCAUCUGAGCAUUGUGACCCUGGAGGAGGCACCAUUUGUCAUUGUGGAAAGUGUGGACCCUCUGAGUGGAACCUGCAUGAGGAAUACAGUCCCCUGCCAAAAACGCAUAGUCACUGAGAAUAAAACAGACGAGGAGCCGGGUUACAUCAAAAAAUGCUGCAAGGGGUUCUGUAUCGACAUCCUUAAGAAAAUUUCUAAAUCUGUGAAGUUCACCUAUGACCUUUACCUGGUUACCAAUGGCAAGCAUGGGAAGAAAAUCAAUGGAACCUGGAAUGGUAUGAUUGGAGAGGUGGUCAUGAAGAGGGCCUACAUGGCAGUGGGCUCACUCACCAUCAAUGAGGAACGAUCGGAGGUGGUCGACUUCUCUGUGCCCUUCAUAGAGACAGGCAUCAGUGUCAUGGUGUCACGCAGCAAUGGGACUGUCUCACCUUCUGCCUUCUUAGAGCCAUUCAGCGCUGACGUAUGGGUGAUGAUGUUUGUGAUGCUGCUCAUCGUCUCAGCCGUGGCUGUCUUUGUCUUUGAGUACUUCAGCCCUGUGGGUUAUAACAGGUGCCUCGCUGAUGGCAGAGAGCCUGGUGGCCCCUCUUUCACCAUCGGCAAAGCUAUUUGGUUGCUCUGGGGUCUGGUGUUUAACAACUCCGUACCUGUGCAGAACCCAAAGGGGACCACCUCCAAGAUCAUGGUGUCAGUGUGGGCCUUCUUUGCUGUCAUCUUCCUGGCCAGCUACACUGCCAACUUAGCUGCCUUCAUGAUCCAAGAGGAAUAUGUGGACCAGGUUUCUGGCCUGAGCGACAAAAAGUUCCAGAGACCUAAUGACUUCUCACCCCCUUUCCGCUUUGGGACCGUGCCCAACGGCAGCACAGAGAGAAAUAUUCGCAAUAACUAUGCAGAAAUGCAUGCCUACAUGGGAAAGUUCAACCAGAGGGGUGUAGAUGAUGCAUUGCUCUCCCUGAAAACAGGGAAACUGGAUGCCUUCAUCUAUGAUGCAGCAGUGCUGAACUAUAUGGCAGGCAGAGAUGAAGGCUGCAAGCUGGUGACCAUUGGCAGUGGGAAGGUCUUUGCUUCCACUGGCUAUGGCAUUGCCAUCCAAAAAGAUUCUGGGUGGAAGCGCCAGGUGGACCUUGCUAUCCUGCAGCUCUUUGGAGAUGGGGAGAUGGAAGAACUGGAAGCUCUCUGGCUCACUGGCAUUUGUCACAAUGAGAAGAAUGAGGUCAUGAGCAGCCAGCUGGACAUUGACAACAUGGCAGGGGUCUUCUACAUGUUGGGGGCGGCCAUGGCUCUCAGCCUCAUCACCUUCAUCUGCGAACACCUUUUCUAUUGGCAGUUCCGACAUUGCUUUAUGGGUGUCUGUUCUGGCAAGCCUGGCAUGGUCUUCUCCAUCAGCAGAGGUAUCUACAGCUGCAUCCAUGGGGUGGCGAUCGAGGAGCGCCAAUCUGUAAUGAACUCCCCCACCGCAACCAUGAACAACACGCACUCCAACAUCCUGCGCCUGCUGCGCACGGCCAAGAACAUGGCUAACCUGUCUGGUGUGAACGGCUCCCCGCAGAGCGCCCUGGACUUCAUCCGACGGGAGUCAUCCGUCUAUGACAUCUCAGAGCACCGCCGCAGCUUCACGCAUUCUGACUGCAAAUCCUACAACAACCCACCCUGUGAGGAGAACCUCUUCAGUGACUACAUCAGUGAGGUAGAGAGAACGUUCGGGAACCUGCAGCUGAAAGACAGCAACGUGUACCAAGAUCACUACCACCAUCACCACCGGCCCCAUAGCAUUGGCAGUGCCAGCUCCAUCGAUGGGCUCUACGACUGUGACAACCCACCCUUCACCACCCAGUCCAGGUCCAUCAGCAAGAAGCCCCUGGACAUCGGCCUCCCCUCCUCCAAGCACAGCCAGCUCAGUGACCUGUACGGCAAAUUCUCCUUCAAGAGCGACCGCUACAGUGGCCACGACGACUUGAUCCGCUCCGAUGUCUCUGACAUCUCAACCCACACCGUCACCUAUGGGAACAUCGAGGGCAAUGCCGCCAAGAGGCGUAAGCAGCAAUAUAAGGACAGCCUGAAGAAGCGGCCUGCCUCAGCCAAGUCCCGCAGGGAGUUUGACGAGAUCGAGCUGGCCUACCGUCGCCGACCGCCCCGCUCCCCUGACCACAAGCGCUACUUCAGGGACAAGGAAGGGCUACGGGACUUCUACCUGGACCAGUUCCGAACAAAGGAGAACUCACCCCACUGGGAGCACGUGGACCUGACCGACAUCUACAAGGAGCGGAGUGAUGACUUUAAGCGCGACUCCGUCAGCGGAGGAGGGCCCUGUACCAACAGGUCUCACAUCAAGCACGGGACGGGCGACAAACACGCUGUGGUCAGCGGGGUACCUGCCCCCUGGGAGAAGAACCUGACCAACGUGGAGUGGGAGGACCGGUCCGGGGGCAACUUCUGCCGCAGCUGUCCCUCCAAGCUGCACAACUACUCCACGACGGUGACGGGUCAGAACUCGGGCAGGCAGGCGUGCAUCCGGUGUGAGGCUUGCAAGAAAGCAGGCAACCUGUAUGACAUCAGCGAGGACAACUCCCUGCAGGAACUGGACCAGCCGGCUGCCCCAGUGGCGGUGACGUCAAACGCCUCCACCACUAAGUACCCUCAGAGCCCGACUAAUACCAAGGCCCAGAAGAAGAACCGGAACAAACUGCGCCGGCAGCACUCCUACGACACCUUCGUGGACCUGCAGAAGGAAGAAGCCGCCCUGGCCCCACGCAGCGUGAGCCUGAAAGACAAGGGCCGAUUCAUGGAUGGGAGCCCCUACGCCCACAUGUUUGAGAUGUCAGCUGGCGAGAGCACCUUUGCCAACAACAAGUCCUCAGUGCCCACUGCCGGACAUCACCACCACAACAACCCCGGCGGCGGCUACAUGCUCAGCAAGUCGCUCUACCCUGACCGGGUCACGCAAAACCCUUUCAUCCCCACUUUUGGGGACGACCAGUGCUUGCUCCAUGGCAGCAAAUCCUACUUCUUCAGGCAGCCCACGGUGGCAGGGGCGUCGAAAGCCAGGCCGGACUUCCGGGCCCUUGUCACCAACAAGCCGGUGGUCUCGGCCCUUCAUGGGGCCGUGCCAGCCCGUUUCCAGAAGGACAUCUGUAUAGGGAACCAGUCCAACCCCUGUGUGCCUAACAACAAAAACCCCAGGGCUUUCAAUGGCUCCAGCAAUGGGCAUGUUUAUGAGAAACUUUCUAGUAUUGAGUCUGAUGUCUGAGUGAGGGAACAGAGAGGUUAAGGUGGGUACGGGAGGGUAAGGCUGUGGGUCGUGUGAUGCGCAUGUCACGGAGGGUGACGGGGGUGAACUUGGUUCCCAUUUGCUCCUUUCUUGUUGUUUUAAUUUAUUUAUGGGAUCCUGGAGUUCUGGUUCCUACUGAGGGCAACCCCGGUGACCAGCACCAUCUCUCCUCCUUUUCACAGUUCUCUCCUUCUUCCCCCCCUGUCAGGCAUUCCUGUUCCCAUGAGAUGAUGCCAUGGGCCCUCUCAGCAGGGGAGGGUAGAGUGGAGAAAGGAAGGGCUGCACGCGAGCUUCCUCCUGGUGUGGAAGAGCUCCUUGACAUCCUCUUUGAGUGAAGCUGGGAGAACCAAAAAGAGGCUAUGUGAGCACAAAGGUAGCUUUUCCCAAACUGAUCUUUUCAUUUAGGUGAGGAAGCAAAAGCAUCUAUGUGAGACCAUUUAGCACACUGCUUGUGAAAGGAAAGAGGCUCUGGCUAAAUUCACGCUGCUUAGAUGACAUCUGUCUAGGAAUCAUGUGCCAAGCAGAGGUUGGGAGGCCAUGUGUGUUUAUAUAUAAGCCAAAAAAUGCUUGUUUCAACCCCAUGAGACUCGAUAGUGGUGGUGAACAGAACAAAAGGUCAUUGGUGGCAGAGCGGAUUCUUGAACAACCUGGAAAGUACAGUAUGAUAGUGUCCCACGGUGCCUUGGAGGCGAGAGCAGGUGGAUUGUGCGUGCAUGUGUGUUCAUGCACACUUGCACCCAUGUGUAGUCAGGUGCCUCAAAAGAAGGCAACCUUGAUUCUUUCUAUUGUUUCUUUCAAUAUCCCCAAGCAGUGUGAUUGUUUGGCUUAUAUACAGACAGAGAUGGCCAUGUGUUACCUGAAUUUUGGCUGUCUCCCUUCAUCCUUCUUGAAUAAGGAGAAUGAAAAUUCUUGAUAAAGAAGAUUCUGUGGUCUAGACAAAAAAAGGUGGUGAGCAAUCCUGCAAGAGGAAGGUACACAAACAAGUCCUCAGUGGUUGGCAAUUGUUUCAACCAGUUUCAACCAAGAACUUUCCAGGAAGGCUAAAGGGAAACAGAAUUUUCACAGCCAUGAUUCUUUUGCCCACACUUGAGAGCAAAAAGAGUCUACAAAGCUCUUUUGAGCAUUUAGACUCUCGACUGGCCAAGGUUUGGGGAGGAACGAAGCCACCUUUGAAGAAGUAAGGAGUCGUGUAUGGUAGGGUAAGUGAGAGAGGGGGAUGUUUCCAAUGCUUUGAUCCCUUCUUACUUAACCUGAAGCUAGAAGAGCAGGCUCCUUCCCCCCAAAACUGAUUACAACUGCUACGGAGCAGACAAUUAAGAGAAAUGAGCUGCACUCCAUGAGUGCAGCUCAGGAGGUACAAAGAGAGGGGAAGAGACUUGGAAAUGGGAGAGGGGGGACAGAGAGGGACCCUCCACCACCUCUUUGGGCCUGGCUCCCUGGGAAUGUGACUUGAGCCCAGAGUGAACACUCUUGGUAGAAGCCCUUCUAUCUUCUUGCAACACCUUGUUUCCCUCUCAGAUUGUACCACUGAGGAAUAAAAAGAUAUACAUGUAUAAAACUCCAGGGAUGAGGGUACCGGCAGAACUGAUGCUCCCUUCACUUAACAUUGGAAAAUUGAGAAGGGAAAUGAAUAGGUGUCACUGCCGGUCCUGAAACUUGCGGUAGGGCUAUUCUAUGGGUCAGUUCCACUGUCCUGCCAUCCUCCCCUACACAGGGUGGCAUCCAGAGAGCCCCGGGUCUGUGUGGAAGCUUGACUGCAGGAUCGCCAUGUUGCACACAGGACACAUAAACCAGAAAGGUGCUCAUCCUCCUCUGGAAGGAAGCUGCCAUGUCUCUUCAAGUCACUCCCUCCAGGGCUGCUCUUCGCCCUUGUUUGCCCUCACUCGCGACCCUUCCUCAUCCCGCCCUUGACUGCUGUCCCCAACCCUUCUCCUUGAUUUUUACCUCAGUAUCUUUCAUUUUAAAGUCAACUGAAGGCCUUGUAAAGCUUUGUUUUCUUUCUAAAAUGAACAUGGGGGCAAGGGGCUGAACCUCUCACAGAUUUGGAGAGAGGAGCAUGGAGUGCUUUACCUUAGAUAACAGGAAAGACUGAGAGAGGACAGAGGGUGUGAGGCACCUCCAGGAGGAAGAAGGCGAAGGGCCACGUAAACACCGCUUCGCCCUGACUCUGUCCAGGGGUCAGGGACUCAUCCCCUCAUCUUCCUCUUACCUCACCCCUUUCAAACAAAAAAAAAACCAAACCAACUAACCUAGCGAACAGCAAUCUAGAACCAAGGGAGCUCUUUCAGUCUCCGCUGGCAACAGAAAUCAAGAUGGUGUUUAUUUCAUAUGUAAAUAUUUUGUUUUCUAAUUAAUUUUGUAUAGAUAAAGUGUUCUCUUGUGAGUAUUCAGGGUGUUGGGCUGGAGGGAGUGGGGUGGGGAUGGAAAUGAGAGGGAAAAAGUGUUUUGUUAUGGGUUUUCAUUUUCCAUUGGGGGAAUUGUUUUGUAUGGAUUUUGCUUCAGGGUGUCUGGAAAAAGUGAAUGCCCAUGGAGGCCACCCUGGUGAAAAAGCCAGGGGAAAGUAAUCUGUGUCCAUCCCCCCCAGAAAACCAGUCUUCUUACUGGUUUGUCAGAAAUGUUCAUGCACUUUGGCCAGGGCUUUACAUAGGGUUCAAUUUGGCUCUAUGCAAACCCCAGGUCUGACUCCUAUCUUCUAAGUAGACCCUAGGUUACCGCAUUCCACAAAGACAGGCUGGUGGCACCAUAUUUCCUCUGUCAGUACCUAGGGUAGGAAAGAUUCCUAAAAGGGCUUAAACAGAAUUAAAGUCAAAUUAACUUCCCAUUCUCGGUGUGACUGCAAGGUUUCAGGAAACUCAAUCCUGAGAAAUCUCCCAGCGGCCUCCUCUGAUGCUGAAACAAUCAUCUCAGUCAUCUGAGUCUUUUCUUCCUUAGGACCUGGGUGCUGACUUGCUCCCUGCCCCACCUCCACUCUCAGAAAUCAGCCUGGCAAACACACCUGGAAAAACCUCCACUAACUCUACUUUUUGAAGCAUGUGAUACCUGGCCACAGAGAGGUAGUGCUGGAUAUGUGUCUUACAAAUUUGCAUGCUUUUCUAGAAAAGAUGAUGGGAUCCACUAAAAGCUCAGUGGUGAGAUGAUUCCCUUAGCAAGAUUGCUGAAGUUAGGUUUAGAGGUGAGAGGGUGGGUAUGUGAGCAAUGGUGCCAAUAGUGGCUCUUUAAUUGCCUUGUCCUAUUACUGCCAUCAGGAAGGUGCUACUGGCUUCGAGCCAGGUGUUCAUAAUCUGGCCUUGGGUUAACCAGACAAAUAGAACUUCUUUUCCUAGACUGUUGGCUUUGUGGAGGUUGGCAGCCUCUCUCUAUCACAGGAUAAAAUUUCCAAAUCCAUUUACCCAGUAUAUUCACUACAUUUUUUCCUAUCCUCCCAUCAUGAAAGCUGUUAGCUGGAUAAUUUUAUGUUUCUAAACUCCUUAUUUGGCCCCAAUUGGUCACUUUUCCUCAACUGGAUAUUUGCAUUGGGACUAAGUUACUCAGAAAGCUUAAAGAAAGGAAGGCUGGGCGUUGUUAAAAUCUAGAUGUUACUUAAUUCCAGAAUAACAAGCAAGUAAAAUGCAUGAGGAAGAAUUCAGCUAUAAGCCCAAUCUAUAUCACAGAUGGGUAUGAAACAACACCCAAUCCAUCCAAAACUGUGAGAUUCCGCAGAUACCCUCAAGAGCACCUAAUAUUCCCAUGUUCUUCAGAAUCCAUGCUUUCUCUCUUUGUACGCUCUAUCAUUCCCUUCCAUUGCAGAAGUGAUUGGUGAGUGUGGUCCUGUAUGAACUCCUUUCAGUGGCAAUCCUUAAAUCUCAGCAUUUCUACUGACAAUAAUCUGACCCUUGAAUUUGCCUGAGUCGAAAAUGUGCACACCCUUCAAAGUGAUGCAUGUACAGUGGACUUUGUUAUUUCAAAAUCUGUCACUGUGUAUCCUCAGCCAGAACUUGGGAAACAUCCUUCAUGUGUAUUCCCCUGCACUGACCACAGCCAUGUUGUGAUUGAGGGGAAAAUCCCAAAUGAUUCCAUUAAAUGUUGCUGGUGUCAGUAGUGCCAAAAACGCAUGUAUGACGUGAUACAGUAGGAGUUGUCUAUACAGUUAAGUGACUAUCACCCACCCAGUCUUCCGUGGCCAUUGGGAGUUGCCCAAGGGAGAAUUCUCUGCAGAGUGCUGGUCACCUGCACGUCACUAAGAACUAGGUUUCUUUGGUUCAUUUUUUUUUUUUCGUCAGUUUUUAGUUCAAGAUUUAGAGACAGAAUAGCCAGACUGUUUGGGCAAUAAGCUUUUGGAAAAACUAUUCCAGAACUCACUUUAUUCUUUCAAUCAUCAUCUCUCUAAAAAGGCCCUGUCAUUGCUUGACACCCUGUGAAUGUCUGUUUUUGUAUGUUAGGAAUGAUUCAGGUGUGCGCAUAAAUGAUGUCACUGAAGUGAUACUGAUGAAUGCAUUCAGCAUUUCCAGGGAUUGUGGCCGUACCUUAUGUGCUCUCUGAGCCCAAAGCCAUAUAGGAAACAUAUGCUCACUAGGCUGCUACACACUACAGCAGGGCUUUUGCUUUCUUUACUUGGAUGUCAGAGACUUUUCCUCCUGUUUAUGGAGCUCUUCAUGGAGGAGAAGCAGCUGAAGGUGAAUAGUCACACUGGGAUGGGUCUGGCCUUAUGUAUGCUAUGUGGUCCAUGCUGUGUUGAAGGUCCUGAAAAGGUCUUUUUCAUUUCCCACCCCACUGCAACUACCGCCUUCCCACACAGAUUUGUUGCUUUAGCACUGAGCUGAGCUGCCUGUCAUUCAAAUGAAAGUAAUCCCAGGAAAGGUGACAUAUUAAGCCAUAUUAGGGAUGUAUACAUUUAAUCACCUAAUUUACAUUAGGAAUCUCACUCCUUUUCCUGGGAAUAAGUUAUGAUACAAGAGAAGAGGAAGGGAGCAGACAGCACUGAGAGCAAUAGAGUAGGGAACAAGGAUACAGGUUCUAGAUGGCAAAGACAUUUAAACCAUAUUUUAUACUCCGCCUGCUUUUAUUUAAGGCUCAUGUGACACCUAAAUAGGACUCCUGGUUAGGAAUUAUUUUCAAUACACAAUCAUAUGAGUGUAUAAUUUAUGAAUUUCUAAAUUCAAUAUCUUGUAGGGCAGGUUGAGAACUGAUUCUUUCUACAGAAAAUAGAAGAGUGAUGCUUCUCCUCCAUUAUAUGUUACUGAGUAGGCAGCUAGAAAAAUCAAAUUGAAUUAAUGAUAGAAUAAAAGUUACUGUCAUUGUCUGGUUUCUGUCCCAGUUUAAUUAAUCUUCCAAUUAGCUGAGUUGGUCUAUAUCCUAUACUUUCCACCUCCAUAGGGGGUGCCCUGUUAUCUGGUAAAAGAGCCACUUAUGACCUCAGGCACUACUUAACCUGGGGGGCAAUUGUUUCUUAGGCCUAUCAGAUGUUUGGGAUGACACUAAAAUGCAGAUUAGUCAGUCUGAGAAUGUCUAAUAUUGAUCUGGAGCUAGGAUUCUAUUCUAGUUUGGCGGGGUGGGGGGGGUUCCAGUAUUGUAUAAAAUCAUAGGAUAUCUGAGAACAUCCCACCCUCAACUCAUUCCAACCACAUUGAUUCAGUCACACAGUGGCCCUGUGAGUUCUAUGACUUAGAAGAGAUAGCCUAUCUAUUCCCACAACAAAGGCCCUUACCCAAAACCUUAAAUUGAAAGCCAGUGCUACUUUCAUGCCUUGGAGAGAUCUGUGAAGUUUAGGGCUUCUCAUUUACAAUAUUGAAGCAAGAGAAAAGAAUUUUUUGUUCAGAGUAAUGGGUUAGAAUAGCAGUACUGGGAAUAAGUGGGGAAAGUUAGAAAUCUUCCACUUUUCUCUCUACAUCUCUCAGAGCUCCGUACAGUGAGUUUCUGGAGCUGCUUCAUGCUUUGAAUGUAAUUGCUGGGUUGAUUAUGUGGUUAAGGGCUCUUGAAAGAACUGAAGGUGAAAAGCAGAGUAGAUGAGUAGAAUUCCUCAGAGCCUUGGCACUCUGGUGUGUAGAAUCUGUGUUUUGGAAAAGGUAAAAGAACUCAGUGCAAGAAUUAAGGUACAAUGAAAAAGCACAACACUAAGCCCAAUUUAAACUGUUAUUUUAAAGAUUAGGUUUCCACACUUUAAACCUGAACUCUUUUAUCAGUAAUUAUUUUAGUGUUGUGAUGUAGGGGGUGGAGCAGAUUCUAGUACUAUGCAGGAGAAAAAAAUAAAAGCUCUCUGGUUAAAUAUGUGAGUUUAAUUAAACUAACGUCUAUUGUGCACGUACUAUGUCCCUAGGCUAGUUCUGUGAAUGAUAUAAAAGGUUUCAAAAUGGGGUAUAUUGUACUCACGUAGAAUAUAUGAAUGCAUAAGUAUAAAACAUGUAAAUGUAUGUAUAAAUAGGUAUGCAUACAUUUGUAUGAUUAUACAUGCAAGUUUAAUAUUUUCUGGUUUCAAGGUAGGAGUCAAAGAUAUCCAUUAUGUUAUUUGAAAAAACAUUGCAGAGAUUCAGCUUCCCAUGUCAUGACCAGGCCUGGACUUCUUUUCAAAUUAUUACACCUCCCAGAGCUAAAACUCUGGGAUUUCCUCCCUAACCACAACUUUGCCUUUUCUAUAUCUUCCUUCCUUCAAGACCCCUCUGUUGUUCUGGUCCAUAAAUCCAUCUGGCCUCAUUGACUUCCUUCUUUGGUCUAACCCUGUAUUUACCCACAUUAGCAAUAUUCUCACUGGCAAUUCCUUUUUCCUCUUGCCAUCUCACUACACCAACCAUGCUUAGCUAACUGCAUCCCAUCCCCUUGUCAUUCAUUGCAUCUCCAAGAAAAGCAAGUCUUAAACCUGUGCUGAAGAGAAAAAAUUCAAUCAAUUUAACCUCACCUGAACCCUACUCACUUGGACUUUUUAAUUUCUCCAAUGUUGACUCGGUGUCACAUUCUGUGUUUGUUAAAUUUGUUUUAUUUUCCUUUCAUGUUCAUGUCCUGUCUUUCAACAGGCAAUCUUUCCUACUGUGUUCGCAAGAAAAUCUGAUUAUUGAAUCCUCACAUACGCUGUCCUCUCUGCCUUUAGAUUUUUCUUGUCUUUCACACAUCUUUCCCAUCCUUUCUCCCAACUGAGUGCACCUCUUCUCUAUGCUCUGACCUCUUCUGAGGUGCUCUCCAGCCAAUUGUACUUCUGUCUUUUGCAUCUUUAAUUCCUUCCACACAUCUACCUGCAACUAUCUCAAAAACACCAAUCCUACAACUAUCUCUAAAGACAAAUCUCUCAAUCCAAUUUGACUCUUGAAUUUCUGUCCUAUCUCUGUUUAUCUUUUCAUUUCCGAACUUCUCAAAAGGGUAGUCUUUCUUUCUCCACUUCCUCACCUUAUGCUCCUGGCUUCAUCAAUGGGCUACACCCUACCACUCUUCUGAAACUACUCUCAGGCAACAUUCCAAUGAAGUUCUUGUUACGAAAGUCAAUAGCCUUUUUUCUUUACUUUCCCUGCUCUUCAGCCUCAUUGACAAUUACCAGUGGGAGGCAAUACAUUCUGGUUUUAAUCUUAGUUCUCUGGUCCUGUUACCUCAUUGGUUCCUGCUCUUCCUCUUAUCUCCUUAGCAUUGACUUGCCAUGGUAUAUCUGAGCUUGACCCUCUUCUCCUUAUCUUAAUGCUUCUGUAGCAAUCUUUCUGUCUUCUAUGAUUUCAAUAACUCUUUGAAUGAACAAGAAUCCCAAAUCUUCACUUUUAGCCCCUACCUUUUGCUUUUCCUUCAUACACAUACUUCCAGUCACCUUCUGAACACUCAACUUCAUCUUGACACAAAUAUCUAAGACCAUUGCUGCAAACCAACAUAAUCACCAAGUUCCUCCUUUUGCUUAAUGGUAUCACCAUGUCUUCUGUCACUAAACUCAAGCUUUUCAGGCAGUUUUGCCUCCUCCAUUUCCUUCAUCCUGCAUAUCUAAAAAUUUGAAAAGCCUACUAAUUCUUCCCCCUAAGGUUUCCAGUCUUCCCUUUUCAUUCAGACCCUUACUUCUAGUCUGGAUUAUUUCAGUGUCUUUUAGCAUUGUUCCAAUAUUUUAUAUUUGAAUCUACUCUUGUCAGUUCUCACUUCCUAAAUAUAAAUCAGAUGUCAUUCUUCAGAUCAAGAAACAACCUUCAGUGGGCUUCACUUGCCGUAGUCUGCCAGCAAUAAUUUCUUGUUACUUGACUAUGUGUGUGCCCCAUAAUCCAGACAAGCUGAAUAACAUUUGUUUCAACUUUCCCUACCAGCUUGUUUUCCCACUUGCGUCUUCCCUUAAACUGUUCCCUUUGCCCAAAAUACUCUCCUUCCUAUCUCCCAUCUCACUCCCUUCUUGAUAACAUCCAUUCCCUCUAUAUAAGUCUUCAAAGACCAGAACAACUUCAUCUUCCAUCCAGAAAAUAAUUUUAGGCAUUUUACGAAUGCCCAUAACACUUUCGUUGUAUCUCCCUAGUGGCAGCCAUCAUAUGCCAUCUUAUUUCAUAGGUAUUUGGUUAUACAUCUCGUCUCUCCUGCU